AUGGGCCAGCCGAGAAACCUGUGUUGUGCAACGCUUGUGGAUCGCGAUACAAAUUUUUGGAACAACACCCCAACAAGGAAACGGUCAAGGGUGGAGUACAGGCAGAUGACACCAAUGGAGAUGUUUCACAAGCAGCUUCUGAGUUUGUGUAGAAGUGAAAAGCAACCAAAUGAGUCAUCCCCAGAAGAGGAUAUAUUGGUGUAUAACGUCAACCACUUCAUACCCAGCAAUGAGAUAGGACUUGGAGUUGUUCUUCUUAAGACAGAUCCCGGAUCAUUGUCAUGCUCCUCCUCAACAAAUGAACAAGCGCAACCUCAAUCAUCUGCAACGGCACCCUGA
Messenger RNA from Sphenostylis stenocarpa, 339 nucleotides. Lineage: Eukaryota; Viridiplantae; Streptophyta; Magnoliopsida; Fabales; Fabaceae. The record is from the annotation of a GenBank genome assembly.